Molecule: messenger RNA, 1674 nt
Organism: Clonostachys rhizophaga
Lineage: Eukaryota; Fungi; Ascomycota; Sordariomycetes; Hypocreales; Bionectriaceae
Source: the annotation of a GenBank genome assembly
AUGUCUGCUCGAGGGCAGCGCUCAAUCCGGAGAGGUAUUAACCCUAAGUUAACUGAUCUCCGGCAUCAUAAAGCUAACUACUGUGGUUUUUGUCGCCAAGAUCCUGCAUGUGGGACCUGCCGAAGGAAGUGCCGCAAAUGCGAUAAGGCAAGGCCAUUCUGCAAUAGGUGCCAAUCGAAAGGCCUCCGGUGCGAUGGCUAUCCUCCAAAGUUCCAGUUCUGUGAUUUUGUAUCGAGGCCUGAAGAGCCUCGGCGUGACUCUCGUGAUGAGGAAGUAGACUUAUUUCUUUCCGGCUCGGAUGAGCCUCAAAGGGAGCAUCUUGAUGGGCAGAUUCACACUUUCUCCGUCUCGCCAACAACGGGCGAAUCUGAUGUACAGACAGAAAACCGCCCAGUUAAAAUCCCGGUUUCAGUCGAGCAGCAGUGGGAAGGCGAAUCCCAAAACAGCCCACGGUUGCUUCCAACCUCUAGCCCGACACUAAAUAUAUCAGCCACCGGCUCUACGAUUGAUGACAUCAUGAUGGAGGAGGAAACUCAGAUUCUCCUUGCCCAUUUUGAGAGGGUGCUCAGCGAGGCGCUCGCAAUAGUGGUUGACGGUGUCGAAAAUCCCUUUCGAUCCCAUGUUCUACCUCUUGCAUAUCAUCAUGAGGUUGUUCUCCAUGCCUUACUUGGACUAACCGCGUGCCAUAUCUCUUUUCUCGACGAUGGAUCACCGAUGACGACGGCCUCAUUGAAGUAUCGAGCUUCUGCUCUCCACGGGCUCGUCGCACUUCUUGCUAAAGAAGAGGCAAACCAGCUGAGUAGAAUUGAUGAAGAAGUCACAUUUGCCACUGUCCUUCUGUUGGUUUUUCAUGAUAUUUGCGAAUCGGGAAUAUCGUCCCAUGGUGCUCAUCUUGAUGGAAUCUCCUUCCUGUGUGCAAGAUUAGCAAAGUCAGAGGACUUCUCAAGUCGAUCUCCAGCCAUCAUGUUCUUUCUAGCGGCCUUGGCAUGGCUGGACGUGUUACGUGGGUUCAGCGGUGCCGAGAAGUUGGCGUUCUCUGAGGAUGUUCGCAGCCUCGUUCGGCACCACGGAAAUUCGAACCUACAUGUUCUGGUUGGGUGUCCUCCCGACAUCUUUCAUCGGAUAGCCCAAGUGAUCGAUGCCGGUAAAGGAUUUCAAGCGGGAAUUCUAUCAUUGCCCAAUUUCAAGAUCAUCUUACGAGAUGCCGACAAAUUCUUCCGCGAAUGGGAUCAGGAACAAGCUGUAUAUCCUACUGCGCACGCCCAUUGGAAGCCAGUCGCGGAUGCCUUCCGACAUGCGUGCCUUCUACGGGUGCUUCGAUGGCCCGAUACCUUCGCGGUUCCGUGUGAAGAUGUGCGGAUACAACGGUCCGUGGUGGCGAUUCUCGAUGCUUUCGCCAGCGUUUCGGCCGUACCUCCAUUUUACAAGCGGCUGCUAUUCCCGCUGUUCCUCGCCGGCGCUGACACAAGCUCUCCGCAUCAGGUACAUUACGUCAAGUAUUGUAUCGAAGAAGUCGAGCGCUCAACCGGAUUCAAGCAUCAGGCCAUGACGGAUCUGCUACACCGGGUGUGGGAGGAGAGGAAGGUCAAGACGCACAGCCAGCUAAAUGUCCCAUGGAUGGAAUAUACCUGCUCCUCAUCUAUCAGGAAACAGCAUGCAUAUUUAUUUUUCUAA